Messenger RNA from Tigriopus californicus, 1925 nucleotides. RefSeq lists its product as uncharacterized. Lineage: Eukaryota; Metazoa; Arthropoda; Copepoda; Harpacticoida; Harpacticidae. Bases 323 to 1570 code for a protein of 415 amino acids. The transcript has 4 exons. The record is from RefSeq and is a predicted model, not a curated record.
ACCCUUACUCCUGAGCUUUUAAAAAGUUCAUUGUGAACUGCCAUUCCUUGGCCAAAGAACGCAUGUUACGUGUUACACAUGCCAGUUUUUUCGGGGCCCCUAACCUUAAGCCUGGAGUCAGAAAUUUUGUUCCGGCUUGAAAAGACUCGAGCCAUUGUUUCAGGUCACGUUCACAACCUUCGGUUGGACGCGCAAUGUGCGCAAGGGAUUCGACUAGGAGGGCAACGUAAAACUUCAGAACGCCAUAUAAAAGGCUCGUUAGUCACAUGAUCGUCCAACAGUGCACGACUCAUUCACGGGAAUAACAUUCCCUGCAAACGAGAUGGAUCAUAAAUCCCUAACCAAAGCCAAGUUCUUAAAGAUUCUCAAGAAGAAAGAAGUCACCGAUGAUGUUCAAUUGGAUAAAGUGGAGUUGAAAUCUGGUGCAGAAAAGGGUGAAAACUACUCUGGCCUUGUUGUGUGUUGUCACUUAGAAGCUACGGUCAAAGGCCAGCCCAAGACUUACGAAUGGAUGGCCAAGGUGCCUUUGGAUGAUCCAACUCGGUACGAUUGGCUCCGAAUGACGUACAUGGAACAAAAAGAGUUAGGGUUCUAUCAAGAUCUACUUCCAUCCUUGAAAGACUUUAUCAGCAAGAAAGGUUCCAACAUUCAGUUGGCCUUUUGCCCAUUUGUUUACGGUGAAUUCAACGACAAUAUUUCGAAAGAGGAAAUUGCCCACGGUUCGAUAAUCAUUAUGGAACAUCUUGGUCAUAUGGGUUACAGCGAACCCGUCAACAAGAAAUCCGGCCUUGACCUGGACCACGUAAAAUUGGUGAUGAAAUCUCUGGGCGAGUUCCAUGCAACCUCAAGAGCAUUUUACCGGGCCAAGCAUGGAGAUCUCGGGAAUAUUAUUGAAAACGAACCUUUCCAAGCUAGAGAUUUUUUGGGAUCUGAUCCAAUUGAGGCCAUGGCACUCAUAAUGGAACAAUACAAUGGCUCAAUCACUGAUGGAUUUCUCCAAACACUCGCCAACAUCGGAGCAGAUGGUCAAAUUUUUACGGAGUCUUUCAAACGAUUCGCCAAAGAUGUGAUGGACCCGCUGAAGUUACGUGAUCAGUUGGGACGACCUGACGCCUGCAAGUUUAAUGUGCUUUGCCAUGGAGACCCAUGGUUCAAUAACAUGCUCUUCAAAUAUGAUGGACAAAAACCCACAAAGGUGUGUCUGGUGGAUAUGGCUCUCACCAAGUGGGCCUCUCCAGCUAUUGAUUUGUCCUAUUUCCUGUUUUUGUCAACCACUCCCGAACUUCGGCAAGCUCACAUGGAGGAGAUCCUGGAAUACUAUCACGAGUGCCUCACCAAAUCUCUCCAUGAGUUGGGAGAGGAUGCCAGUGUUUUUAGUCUCAGCCAAUUGAAAACUGAUUACAAGAAAUGUUCGUUCUUCGGAUUUAUGAUGGCUUUAAUGAUAAUGCCUUUACUCUUGGCCAAGAAGGAAGACGCCUUGGGUUCCGAGGAGUUAACUGGAGACUUGAACGAUCCCGAGGCUGUAGAAAAAUACACCCUGAUAAUGGGUGAACGAACCAAAUCCUGGUAAACGUUAUUCUCCACCGAUUAGUUGGCGGUGCUACUUUUUUAAAUCUUAACCUGACCUAAUCAAACCUAAUCUAACCUUACCUAUCCUAACCUAACACGAUAUUAACAACCCUUAGAGUCUCUAUCUAAACCUUUUAACAUUUGGCCACAAAUUUAAAUAUGAGCACCGCCAACGAAUCGGUGGAGAAUAACGUUUAUCCCAAAUCCUCUAUGGCUAAUGAGCCUCAAAUUGGUCACAGAAUAUCCCGGGCAUUUUGGGAGAUGGUGGACAAUGGCUAUUUCACCAUUUAGAUUUAUUAUACCCGUUUCGUUAAUAAGGAAGUUUUGAAAUAUACCAUUAGUUUUUUGAUCUGAGA